AAUUGGUCUGGGAGUCUAAUUGUAGCUUCUUUAACUGGUGCUUUUGGAUCAUCUUUUCUUUAUGGUUAUAAUCUCUCGAAUGUGAAUGCUCCUGCAGUGUAUAUCAAGAAGUUUUACAAUGAAACUUGGGAAAGAAGAUACGGUUUCUCGGUGGACGAAAGCACCUUGACUCUCCUCUGGUCCAUAACUGUUUCUAUUUUUGCCAUUGGUGGCCUUGUGGGUGCCAUUAUUGUUACCCCAAUUGUGAAGUUUUUCGGACGGAAAUGUACAUUGCUCCUCAAUAAUGUGUUUGCAGUGACAGCUGCAUUGUUGAUGUCCCUCUCCUUGUUGGCAGGGUCAUUUGAAAUGCUCAUACUGGGCCGCAUUGCGAUGGGUAUUGAUGCAGGCAUUUCUCUGAGUGCCCUUCCCAUGUAUUUGAGUGAAAUAUCUCCUAAGGAAAUCCGUGGUUCAUUGGGUCAGGUCACAGCGAUUUUCAUCUGUAUUGGUGUUUUCACUGGUCAAGUUUUGGGGCUGCCAGAAAUAUUUGGGCAA
Pterocles gutturalis (yellow-throated sandgrouse) is the source of this 531-nucleotide messenger RNA. Its product is annotated as solute carrier family 2, facilitated glucose transporter member 9-like. Lineage: Eukaryota; Metazoa; Chordata; Aves; Pterocliformes; Pteroclidae. The annotation marks the transcript as partial. The record is from RefSeq and is a predicted model, not a curated record. The transcript has 4 exons. Gene Ontology annotation, cellular component: membrane. Gene Ontology annotation, biological process: monosaccharide transmembrane transport. Gene Ontology annotation, molecular function: hexose transmembrane transporter activity.